This is a messenger RNA of Closterium sp. NIES-67, 1199 nucleotides long. Lineage: Eukaryota; Viridiplantae; Streptophyta; Zygnematophyceae; Desmidiales; Closteriaceae. The record is from the annotation of a GenBank genome assembly.
GCACCAUCUAGUACCCAAGCAGAAGCACAUUUCCGCCUUCCCUGAUCCACCACCUUAGAUCACCCACCCACCACAGCAGCAGCACCAGCAGCAGCCAUGGCCGCAGUCGUCGUCGCCUGCCCCACUGCCGCGUGCUCGCUUUCUGCGGCCUCCGCCGGAAGAAAAGCGGCACCACGCAACACGGCUCACCUGGCCGCCCUGCCUGUAUUCCGCGCUGCGAGGAGCACUGCGCAAAGGCGCGGCGGGUUCCUUAAAGUCUCUUGCAGCAGCAGCAGCAAGCCCGAGGCGGCGGUGGUUGAGAGCGCGGAGAAUGCGGUCGAGCAGGAGCCGUCGUUCGUGGCGUCGGGCUUCCUGGAGAAGGCGAUGCUGAUGUCAGCCGUCGCCAUGACGCCGCUGCUGCUCGGCGCGCAGGACGCGCUGGCCGUGGACGGCGACUUCGGUCUGCUGGAGGGGCGGACGGCGGCGCUGGUGCACCCGUUGGUGAUGGGCGGGCUGUUCUUCACCACGCUGUACGCCUUCUACCUGGGCCGCCAGUGGAAGCAAGUGCGCGUCGUGGGCGACAAGAUCCAGGACCUCAAGAAGCAGCUGCCAGCCGGCGAUGACGCUGCUGCAUCGCCGCUGUCUGGCGAAAUUGCCACCCUCACCGCGCAACGCACGGAGCUGGUGAAGGGCAACUACCGCGAGAAGCACUUCAACGUGGGGUCGCUGCUGCUGGGCUUCGGCGUGCUCAUCGCCGUCGAGGGCUGCGUCAACACCUGGUUCCGCACCGGCAAGCUCUUCCCCGGCCCCCACCUCUGGGCCGGCGCCACCAUCACGGUGCUGUGGGCUCUGGCGGCGUCGCUGGUCCCUGCGAUGCAGAAGGGCAACCCCGUUGCGCGCAAGGCGCACGUGGCGCUCAACAUGCUCAACCUCGCCCUCUUCGCCUGGCAGAUCCCCACAGGCCUCGAGAUCGUCGGCAAGGUCUUCGAGUUCACCUCCUGGCCUUGAAAUGCUGGCUCCAGCUUGGAUUGGACUGAUUAUUGGUUUAUGAAUAGGAUACACAGAGGCAAUUGCAGUUGUAUGUGCUUCUGAUAACAAUGAAAGGGGGAGCGUGCUUGCUUGCAUUGCAUGCUUGCUGCUUGUUGAUACUGGUGGUGUAGUACCUGCAUGUACCAACCCACAAAAGUGACUGGGAAAGGUCAAUAUCUAUCGAAUGACGC